GGGGGAUGGGGGCGAGGUUUCUCCUCCCCCUGCUGCUGCGGGGCCCCUGUCGUUUUGCCGCAGGGCAGGGAACGGCUGCCCCGGGGCUGCUGGGGAGCCGUGGCCCUGGCUGGGCGGUGCCUGGGUCCCGGCGCUCCCUGCAAACACUUCUCCGGAGCUGCCCGGCGAGCAGCUGGCGCUGGGCUGGCAGGACCCGCCCUGCUUGGGGUCCGGGGGCCGACCGGCAGGGGGAGAGCGGGGCGGGGUGCGGCUCCUUCCACGUGGGACGCUGGGCAGUGACAGGAGCCGAUCGCCGCCUGCACCGCGCCUGGGACCAGCUGGGCUGUGGUUGCCUGUCCGGAGCUGCCCCGCACUGGAAGCAGGGAGAGGAUGAUCUUUGCCGCCCCUGCUAGCAGCAGCAGCCGGUGAAGGAGAGAAAAACAAGCGCAGGGAGAGCUGGGAGAGAUUAUUCAUGAUGUCUGUCAAGAAGGAAGGUGCCCAGAAGAAAUGGGCUGCCGUAAAGGAGAAACUUGGGUCCCAGGAGACUGACCAGUCAGAGGCCAACCUGGAAAAUGCAGAGCCAGAACUAUGCAUUCGCCUCCUACAAAUGCCCUCAGUAGUGAACUACUCUGGUCUCAAGAAGCGACUGGAGAGCAGCGAUGACACCUGGAUGGUCCAGUUCCUGGAGCUGAGUGGCCUAGAUCUGCUCUUAGAGGCCCUGGACAGGCUGUCUGGAAGAGGAGUAUCCAGGAUUUCUGAUGCCCUGCUUCAGCUCACCUGCAUUAACUGUGUGCGAGCUCUCAUGAACUCCCACAAGGGGAUUGAAUACAUUGUCAGCAAUGAAGGCUAUGUCAGGAAACUCUCUCAAGCACUGGACACGUCUAAUGUCAUGGUAAAAAAACAGGUGUUUGACCUGCUAGCUGCACUCUGCAUUUACUCACUGGAUGGGCAUGCCCUGGCUUUGGACGCCCUGGACCAUUAUAAGACUGUGAAGAACCAGCAGUACCGAUUCAGUGUGAUAAUGAAUGAGCUCUUUGCUACGGAUAACGUGCCUUACAUGAUAACGCUGCUAAGUGUUAUUAAUGCCGUGAUCCUGGGGACUGAAGAACUAAGAAUCAGGACGCAGCUCAGAAAUGAGUUUAUAGGUCUUCAGUUGUUGGAUAUUUUAAACAAGCUAAGGUAA
Molecule: messenger RNA, 1162 nt
Organism: Chrysemys picta bellii (western painted turtle)
Lineage: Eukaryota; Metazoa; Chordata; Testudines; Emydidae
Gene: INF2
Product: inverted formin 2
Biological process (GO): actin cytoskeleton organization
Molecular function (GO): actin binding; small GTPase binding
Source: RefSeq, a predicted model, not a curated record